Messenger RNA from Prorocentrum cordatum, 786 nucleotides. Lineage: Eukaryota; Dinophyceae; Prorocentrales; Prorocentraceae. The record is from the annotation of a GenBank genome assembly.
GUCUGUGACAUAGUGGAGUACGACCAGAGGGGCUUGACUAUGAGCUCCUGGGACAGCUCCACCGAGACGUACAACCUUCUGGGCUCCAACUUCGAGCUCUCGGUUGUCAUGACAACGGAGGUGGGGCACGACGCUUUCCACGACGUUGCGAAGUACGUUCACAUGUUUGUUCUUCAGAAUAUUGAUAUCAAUUUUGAGGAAGGAUGUUGUUGGGGCUUCGUCUUUCCUGGUGAUCGGGAAUAUUCGCUCGGAUACAGGUGGUUGAUAACCCACCAAGCAUGGAAUCGACUUCAGCAUGCGCUCCACGGCAAUGGACCAGACCUUGGGGCAAAGGUUGCGCUGCGUAAAAGAUUGGCGAAGUUGGCCAACACUCCCGCAAUGAUGGCAUCUCGGGUCAUGACAGUGCUCGAGAUGAAAGAUAUGCCUCAGGCUCAGAAGACCUACGAUCACCUCAGGAACGUGAGUAAAGAGCGAAUGGCAGAAAUUUCACGGAUGGAGGCGGACAAAAUCUUUCCAGAGAUCACCAAGUGGUUAAAGGAGAGGCCGAUUGGUUCGACACCUCCAGCAGCGGAUAAGGAACCCAAGAAGAAGAAACUCAAAAAGAAGAAGACUACCACAGCCACUACUCCGCCGAGCUGGCAGCUGAUGACCAAGCUCGAUGACGCGGACUGGUCGCUACCCACCACGCGUGGACUACCUCAGCAGUAUGACGACAUGAAGCGGAUCCAUCUGGUUACCGUGAGUGAGAUGUCGCAGUUGGUUGCAGAUAAAGACUUCUGGAACAAA